UCCGCCUGCGGCCGCGGGCCACCCACGUGGUCGUGUUUGCCGCUGUGAAGCGGCGGGGCUGCUGGGAAGGGGAGAAGGACCAGCGACUCCACGGACGCCCGCGGUGGGUGAGGGCUCCGCAGACGGGUUUGAUGGUGAAGACCGGAGCCUGUCGCCGAGAAAGACUCAGGGCCGGGACGCCUCUGCCCCAGCGUGCGGAGCCGCUUCCCGGAGGAGCCCCAUGGAGAAGCCGUCCCCCAGGAGAGGCCCGGGCCUCUGCUCCCUGCGCUACGGGCUGGCCGUGGUCAUGCACCUCUCCAACCUCAGCAUGAUCACCCAGCGGGUGGGCCUCAGCAUCGCCAUCAUCGCCAUGGUCAACGGCACGCAGCAGCCCGCCCCGGCCAACGCCUCCGCGGACCGCGCUCCCGCCGGCCCCCUGCAGCCCCCCCGCGGGCCCCCCGGGGAACUCCACGCAGGGACCUCCGUGUACGCGUGGAGCCCCGAGACCCAGGGCAUCCUCUUCAGCUCCAUCAGCUACGGGAUUCUGCUGACCCUGAUCCCCAGCGGGUACCUGGCGGGGAUCCUGGGCGCCAAGCACAUGCUGGGCGCCGGGCUGCUGGCCUCCUCCCUGCUCAGCCUCUGCACGCCGCUGGCCGCUGACCUGGGCGUGAGCUUGGUGAUCGUGAUCCGCGUCGCCCAGGGCAUGGCCCAGGGCAUGGCGUGGACAGGCCAGUUCACCAUCUGGGCCAAGUGGGCGCCCCCGCUGGAGCGCAGCAAGCUCACCAGCAUCGCGGGCUCCGGGGCCGCGCUGGGGUCCUCCCUCAUCCUCUGCGUCGGGGGGCUCAUCUCACAGGCCUUGGGCUGGCCCUUCAUCUUCUACAUCUUCGGCGGCGUGGGCUGCGUGUGCUGUCUGCUCUGGUUCACCGUGAUUUACGACGACCCCACGCAUCACCCGUGCAUCAGCCUCCGCGAGCAGGAGCACAUCGUGUCCUCGCUGGCUCAGCAGCCCACGUCCCCCAGGCGCUCCGUCCCGCUCAAGGCCAUGGCCCGCUGCCUGCCCCUGUGGGCCAUCUUCUCGGGGUUCUUCAGCCACUUCUGGCUGUGCACCGUCCUCGUCACCUACCUGCCCACCUACGUCAGCUCCGUGCUGCGCGUCAGCAUCAGGGAGAGCGGGGUCCUGUCCUCCCUGCCCUUCGUGGCUGCCUCCACGUGCACGGUCCUGGCGGGCCAGCUGGCGGACUUCCUUCUGUCCAGGAACCUCCUGAGGCUCGUCACCGUCCGGAAGCUCUUCUCGGCCCUGGGCCUCCUGCUCCCGUCGCUCUGCGCCCUGGCCCUGCCCUUCGUGGCUUCCAGUUACGUGACCACCGUGGCUCUGCUGAUCCUCAUUCCCGGGACCAGCAACCUGUGCGACGUGGGGUUCAUCAUCAACACCCUGGACGUGGCCCCCAGGUACGCCAGCUUCCUCAUGGGCAUCUCCCGGGGAUUCGGGCUGCUGGCGGGCAUCAUCUCCUCCACGGCCACCGGCUUCCUCAUCAGCCAGGACCCGGCGUCCGGGUGGCGGAACGUCUUCUUCCUGGCUGCCGCCGUCAACGUGCUGGGCCUGGCGUUCUACCUCACGUUCGGGCGGGCGGAGAUCCAGGACUGGGCCAAGGAGAGGGCCCUCACGCGCCUCUGAGGGCCCGGGCCAACACCGCCAGUGCUUCUCGGCGCCCUCUCACUCGUCUGCACUCUGCACGUCCUUCGCGGCGACGCCCGAGGCCACACCUCCGAGUGGGAGCCAGGUUUUCCCGGAGCCUCUGCUGUGUGGGCGCUGCUCCCAUGAGCCCGAACGCAUGGGAAGGGGGGGAGUGGAGAGAGUGCACCCCGACAUCAGCGAGUCUUCAACACUCCCCGGGGGCUCCCCAUCCCAGCCAGGCCGACAACAGCUGGACACGCUUGAAACGCCGAUUCCCAUGCCUUUGUUUUUUAUUUUUUGUAAUGGUUUGUGUUUUUUUUUUAUUGAUGUCAGAGAGGAAGGGAGAAGGAGGGAGAGAAACAUCAGUGAUGAGAGAGCAUCACG
This is a messenger RNA of Pipistrellus kuhlii (Kuhl's pipistrelle), 2038 nucleotides long. Its product is annotated as sodium-dependent phosphate transport protein 3. The transcript has 12 exons. Gene Ontology annotation, molecular function: transmembrane transporter activity. The record is from RefSeq and is a predicted model, not a curated record. The coding region runs from base 221 to 1654 and encodes 477 amino acids. Gene Ontology annotation, biological process: monoatomic anion transport; transmembrane transport. NCBI's taxonomy places the organism in Eukaryota, Metazoa, Chordata, Mammalia, Chiroptera, Vespertilionidae.